This is a messenger RNA of Perognathus longimembris pacificus (Pacific pocket mouse), 306 nucleotides long. Its product is annotated as keratin-associated protein 19-6-like. The record is from RefSeq and is a predicted model, not a curated record. Bases 1 to 306 code for a protein of 101 amino acids. The transcript has a single exon. Lineage: Eukaryota; Metazoa; Chordata; Mammalia; Rodentia; Heteromyidae.
AUGAGCUACUACGGCAGCUACUACGGAGGCCUGGGCUACGGCUCCGGAGGCUUCGGGGGCUUCGGAGGCCUGGGCUCCUAUGGCCUUGGUUACCGCGGCCUUGGCAGGCUGGGCUGGGGCUCUGGCUACGGAGGUCUGGGCUACGGCUCUGGAUUUGGGGGUUAUGGCCAUGGCUCUGGAUUUGGGGGUUAUGGCUAUGGCUCUGGAUUUGGGGGUUAUGGCUAUGGCUCUGGAUUUGGAAACUACGGCUGUGGCUAUCGCCGCCCUUCAUGCUAUGGGGGAUACGGCUACUCCAGCUUCUACUGA